Saccharomycopsis crataegensis is the source of this 414-nucleotide messenger RNA. RefSeq names its product E2 ubiquitin-conjugating protein MMS2 (gene MMS2). NCBI's taxonomy places the organism in Eukaryota, Fungi, Ascomycota, Saccharomycetes, Ascoideales, Saccharomycopsidaceae. Gene Ontology annotation, biological process: protein K63-linked ubiquitination; DNA damage tolerance. The record is from RefSeq and is a predicted model, not a curated record. The transcript has 4 exons. Bases 1 to 414 code for a protein of 137 amino acids. Gene Ontology annotation, cellular component: nucleus.
AUGGCAGCCAUACCUAGAAGUUUUAAGCUCUUAGAAGAGUUAGAAAAAGGUGAAAAAGGUUUAGGUUCUGAGUCAUGUUCUUACGGAUUGGCGGACAGUGAUGAUAUCACUAUGACCAACUGGAAUGCCACUAUCAUUGGCCCACCUCAUUCUGCCCAUGAAAAUAGAAUUUACAGUCUUUCCAUUGAAUGUGGUGAAUCAUACCCAGAUAAGCCACCAACUGUUAGGUUUCUUUCAAAAAUAAAUUUACCAUGCGUCGGCACAACAGGGGUGGUUGAUCCUAAGAAAUUAAAGAUAUUGAACUUGUGGAAGAGAUCGUAUUCUAUGGAAGUUGUUUUGCUAGAAUUACGAAAGGAAAUGUCUGCGCCAGCAAAUAGAAAGUUGUCACAACCACCUGAAGGGUCUGUUUAUUGA